AUGAGCUGCCCCGACGCUGCCGCAAGAGACAAAUUCUACGAGGACCUGCACGCCCUCUUGGCGACUGUGUCGAAGGCGGACAAGUUGAUUGUCCUUGGUGACUUCAACGCCCCCGUCGGCACAGACCAUGCUGCCUGGAGAGGAGUGCUGGGUCCCCACGGUCCCCACGGUUCCAACGACAAUGGUCUGCUGCUGCUGCGCACCUGCGCAGAACGCCGCCUCAUCCUGACGAACACGUUCUUUUGUCUGCCGGAGCGAGAGAAGGCCACCUGGCGGCAACCACGGUCACGUCAGUGGCACCCGCAGGACUACGUCCUCGUCCGGAGGCGAGAUAAGCGGGACGUGCUGGUGACGAAGGCGAUCGCGGGUGCUGACGGGUGGACCGACCAUCGCAUCGUCAUCUCGAAGAUGCGUAUUCGCCUACAGCCUCGCAGGAGACCACAAGGUAAGUUACCCCCAGGUAAGCUGAAUGUUGCUUUAUUGUCUUUGCCCGCUCACCAUCUUCAUUUCAGCAAUGAGCUAGCUCAACGGCUAGGCAACCUUCCUUUCGCUGCCGCCGCCGACGCCCCCGCUUUUGCCGAGAACAUCUCCGUGGAGAACCGCUGGUGUCAACUGCGAGACACGGUCCAGUCGACGGCGCUAGCCGUCCUUGGUCGAGCACGCCGCCAACAGCAGGACUGGUUCGACGACAGUGAUACCACCAUCAGAAAUCUGCUUGCUGAGAAGAACUGCCUACUCAAAGCCUACGUAGAUCACCCCACUGAUGCCACCAAAGCUGCCUUCUACCGCAGUCGCCGCCAACUUCAGCAACGACUGCGCGAGAUGCAGGACGUCUGGACUGCUCGUAAAGCUGAGGAGAUCCAAGGGUAAGCGGACCGCAACGAAUGGAAGAACUUCUUCUCUGCGAUCAAAGCUGUCUACGGUCCGCCGAUGAAGGGCACUGCUCCUCUCCACAGCGCCGACGGUAUCACUUUCCUGACUGAGAAGAUACAAAUACUACAGCGAUGGGCCGAGCAUUUCCGAGGCGUCCUCAAUCGCCCCUCCGCCAUCCCCGACGCCGCCAUCGCACGCUUGCCGCAAGUUGACACCAACGUGGACCUCGACCUCCCGCUAUCUCUCUAG
Molecule: messenger RNA, 1122 nt
Organism: Spirometra erinaceieuropaei
Lineage: Eukaryota; Metazoa; Platyhelminthes; Cestoda; Diphyllobothriidea; Diphyllobothriidae
Source: the annotation of a GenBank genome assembly